This is a messenger RNA of Amphimedon queenslandica, 975 nucleotides long. RefSeq lists its product as uncharacterized. NCBI's taxonomy places the organism in Eukaryota, Metazoa, Porifera, Demospongiae, Haplosclerida, Niphatidae. The record is from RefSeq and is a predicted model, not a curated record. The annotation marks the transcript as partial. Gene Ontology annotation, molecular function: ATP binding; protein binding. The transcript has 6 exons.
AUGUGCUCAUUCCAGUUGGUGGGUGGUAUUUCUGAUCUUUGGAUAUUUGAUAUUAAAAAUAAAUCAUGGAAGAAAUUGUUUAAUAUACCAAAGAAUUUCACUUAUAGAAGUUAUCAUUCUCUCUCAUUGUGGAGUGUGACUCCAACCACUAACUGGAUAAUUGUGUUUGGAGGAACCACGUCAUACAGAGAUACAGCAGUUAUUGAACUCAUCCUCGAAGGAACUAAAGUCUCAGGCCUUUUUAUAAAGACAUAUAUUAGUGAUUGGUCUACUAGUGUAAUACCUCUGGACCAGUAUCAAGAGAAACUACAAGAAAGGAGAAGAGAAUGGGAAGGAGAAAUAGACCGUCUGACACGUGUACUACAAGAAAGGGAAAGGGAACAAGAGGAGGAGAGAAGAGAAAAGGAACAAGUUAGAAACAGACUACAGCAACAACUUGAAGGAAGAGAACGACAACUUGAACAAGCACAGCAACAAGGACAAGAAAGAGAGAGGCAGGCCAGGGAACAAGAGCAGAAUCUUCAACAGCGGCUUCACGAACAAGAGCAGCAAUUUCAAGAAAGCCAACGACAGCUUCAGAGGGAAAUCCAACAGGGUGGAGAAAGAGAACAGGGUCUUCAACAACAGCUUCAAGAAGCUCAGCAGCAGCUUCAGGAAAGCCAGCAACAAGGACAAGAAAGAGAGAGGCAAGUUCAGGAUCUUCAACGACAGCUUCAAGAAAGAGAGCAACAGCUUGUGGAAAGAGAGAGAGAGUUCCAAGAAAGAGAGAGACAACUUGAAGAGCAGAUACAAGUGGCAGAGUCUUCCUGGGUAGUGAAUAGAAGAGAGAUUACAAUGACAGAGGUAGUCCUUGGUAAAGGAGGAUGGGGAGAGGUCAAAGUAGCUGGUUUUCGUGGUCUGAAGGUUGCUGCAAAGUGUCUCUACGAAAUCAUCAUCUCUCCUCAUAACAUUACAAAAUUCUUUCGUGAAAUGAAU